Messenger RNA from Mangifera indica (mango), 915 nucleotides. Its product is annotated as protein C2-DOMAIN ABA-RELATED 11-like. Lineage: Eukaryota; Viridiplantae; Streptophyta; Magnoliopsida; Sapindales; Anacardiaceae. The record is from RefSeq and is a predicted model, not a curated record. The transcript is spliced from 4 exons. Bases 259 to 759 code for a protein of 166 amino acids.
UGACUGGUUGUGUCACUUGUUUGUUUCUACAAAUGAACAAAUAAACUCUCACUUGCUGAUGCUUGGUCACUUAAUUGUCUAUUUAAAUUACAGCCACACACUUCUUUAAAUUAAAUCUCUCUAUAACACCAUCCUUGCUUUUCUCCCCACGCACUCUGCUGGUCCAUUCCAUGUUUCUUAUAAACUGGGUAUUUUCAUUUGUUGUUUCAACUUCUUGCUGUAGUGCUUGAGUUUUUUGUGGAAGGUGAUUGAAUUAUUAUGGGACAGUUAAAAGUUACUGUUGUACAAGGGAAAAGAUUGGUAAUCCGGGAUUUCAAGAGCAGUGAUCCUUAUGUUAUAGUCAAGUUGGGCAAUCAGACGGCGAAGACCAAGGUUAUCAAUAGAUGCCUUAAUCCAGUCUGGAAUGAAGAGCUGAGUUUCACUCUUACAGAACCUGUUGGACUUCUACGCUUGGAAGUAUUUGAUAAAGACCGAUUCAAGGCAGAUGACAAGAUGGGACAUGCUACCCUUAAUCUCCAGCCAAUACUUUCUGCUGCUAGACUGCGGCAUGUUGUUCAUCUUUCUUCUGGCUCUGGAGAGACACCAUUGAGGAAGAUUGUUGCAGACUCAGAGAACUGCCUUGCCAGAGAGAGCUCAAUCAGUUGUAUAAACGGUGAAGUUGUGCAGAAUGCUUGGUUAAGACUCUGUGAUGUUGAGUCAGGGGAGAUUGAACUAACACUCAAGUUAAUCGAUUGUCCUCCUGUGGUGCAUUCAAGAUAGUACAGAACAGAACAAUGUGAUUGUAUCAUUGAGAUUAUGGCUGUAAUUUAGCAUUUAGUUAAGUGCAUUUUUAGCUGGUUUGAAAAAUAUUUAUCUUUGUUUAAUGAAAUGGAAUAUCAUUCUUCUGAGACUCUUAUCCAGAGUUUCUUCUAUGCA